Messenger RNA from Amphiprion ocellaris (clown anemonefish), 4879 nucleotides. RefSeq names its product extracellular calcium-sensing receptor-like. Gene Ontology annotation, cellular component: membrane. The record is from RefSeq and is a predicted model, not a curated record. The transcript is spliced from 16 exons. Gene Ontology annotation, molecular function: G protein-coupled receptor activity. The annotation marks the transcript as partial. Gene Ontology annotation, biological process: G protein-coupled receptor signaling pathway. Lineage: Eukaryota; Metazoa; Chordata; Actinopteri; Pomacentridae.
UAUUUUGCCACUUGUUCCUGUCUAAGUGAUCGACAGCGGUUUCCAUCUUUCUUUAGAACCAUCCCGAGUGAUGCUUUCCAGGUUCGUGCUAUGAUUCAGAUUCUAAAGCACUUUGACUGGACGUGGGUAGGGCUGCUGAUCUCAGAUGAUGAUUAUGGAUUCCAUGCUGCCCAGUCCUUCCAGUCUGACCUGACUCAGUCUGGUGCAGGUUGUCUGGCCUACCUGCAGGUUUUGCCCUGGGAUGGUGACCCAAAUGAACUCAGGAAGAUUGUUCAUUUGAUAAAGACAUCAACAGCUCGUGUGCUUGUGACAUUUGUACAUGAAAGCCAAAUGAUACCCCUAAUGGAAGAGGUGGUGCAACAGAAUGUAACAGGCCUGCAGUGGAUUGCCAGUGAAGCCUGGAUUGCAGCUGCUGUGCUCCAAACUCCUCGUCUGAUGCCGUACCUCGGCGGCACACUGGGCAUCGCCAUCCGUCGAGGAGAAAUGCCAGGACUCAGGGAGUUCCUGUUACAAAUACGUCCUGAUCACAGUAACAACUAUGAAAAUAACAUGGUGAGACAGUAUUGGGAGUUCAUAUUUCAGUGCAGAUUCCCUCCACCUCCAGCAGGUUGGGUGGAAGCUGGAGGAGCACUUUGCACUGGAGAAGAAGAUAUUGAAAAUGUGGAGACAGAGUUCUUGGAUCUUUCCAACCUCAGGGCUGAGUACAAUGUGUACAAGGCUGUGUAUGCUCUGGCAUACGCCCUUGAUGACAUGCUGCAGUGCACACCAGGGAGAGGGCCUUUCAGUGGAAACAGCUGUACCACUUUACAAACAAUGGAGCCCUGGCAGCUCGUACAUUAUUUGCAAACGGUCAACUUCACCACAUCAUUCGGUGAUCAAGUCUCAUUUGAUGAGAAUGGUGAUGCCCUGCCAAUAUAUGACAUCAUGAACUGGUUGUGGCUCCCUGAUGGACGAACUAAAGUUCAGAAUGUGGGUGAGGUCAAGAGGUCAGCCUCCAAAGGAGAAGAACUCACACUUUUUGAAGACAAAAUCUUCUGGAGCUUUGGAGAGCCACCCCGAUCAGUGUGCAGUGAGAGUUGUCCUCCAGGUACCCGUAUGGCCAGAAAGAAGGGAGAACCUGAAUGCUGCUUUGACUGCAUCCCUUGUUCUGAGGGAAAGAUCAGCAAUAAGACCAACUCCGUGGAGUGCACCAGUUGUCCAGAGGAUUUUGCAUCCAGUCCCCAGCGUGACCACUGUGUUCCUAAGAAAAUAGAGUUCCUCUCCUACCAUGAGCCUCUGGGUAUCUGCCUGACAAGUACCUCAUUAUUGGGCACAUUGAUCUGUGCUGUUGUCCUGGGUAUUUUCAUCCAUCAUCGCAGCACACCUGUGGUACGCGCCAACAACUCAGAACUGAGCUUUCUGAUUUUGAUGUCACUUAAACUAUGCUUCCUGUGUUCGCUGCUGUUCAUUGGACGACCCAGACUGUGGACAUGUCAACUGAGACAUGCAGCCUUUGGGAUCAGCUUUGUGCUUUGUGUGUCGUGCAUCCUGGUGAAAACCAUGGUGGUUCUGGCUGUUUUCAAGGCCUCCAAGCCAGGAGGUGGAGCCAGUCUCAAGUGGUUUGGUGCUGUGCAGCAGAGAGGAACAGUUUUGCUUCUUACCUGCAUUCAGGCAGCCAUCUGUGUUGUGUGGAUUGUCUCGGCAUCGCCACUGCCUCACAAAAACACUCAGUAUCACAGUGACAAGAUAGUUUAUGAGUGUGUAGUUGGUUCCACUGUGGGUUUUGCUGUGUUAUUGGGUUAUAUUGGAUUACUGGCCAUCCUCAGCUUCCUGUUAGCAUUUCUGGCCAGGAAUCUUCCAGACAACUUCAAUGAGGCCAAACUCAUCACUUUCAGCAUGCUGAUCUUCUGUGCUGUGUGGGUGGCCUUUGUUCCUGCUUAUGUCAACUCCCCAGGUAAAUAUGCAGAUGCAGUGGAAGUUUUUGCCAUCCUGGCAUCCAGUUUUGGCCUCCUGGUGGCACUGUUCGGACCCAAAUGUUACAUAAUCCUGCUGAGACCAGAGAGGAACACAAAGAAAGCAAUCAUGGGUCGAGCCACCUCUAAAUGGAGGAGGACAGUUAUGGGUUCUUUAUUUAAUACAUAUCUGCUCUUGGGUGUCUUUCUUGUCUGCUUUAUGCCUUGUUCUCGUGCCUCAUUUUGUAAAUUACGGAGGAAGUUUUAUCUUAAUGAAGUGCACAAGCCCGGUGAUGUGCUUCUGGGUGGGCUGUUUGAAGUCCACUUCACCUCUGUUUUUCCUGAGCUGACAUUUUCCUCAGAGGGAGAAGAGCCCCGCUGCAAAGGCUUUGAUAUUUUAGGGUUCAGGCAAGCAAUGACCAUGGCCUUUGCUGUUGAUGAGAUCAACAAGAACUCCAACCUGCUGCCUAAUCUGACUCUGGGAUACACUAUGUAUGAUAAUUGUGGUGCACUUGUCAUCGGGCUCAGCGGUGCUUUGUCACUGGCAAGUGGUCAAGAGGAGCAGUUUCCACUUCAGGAGAAGUGUUUAGGGACACUUCCAGUCCUGGGGAUUGUGGGUGACCCCUUCUCAACAUUUACAAUUGCCACCUCCAAUGUGCUGGGUUUAUUCAGAAUGCCUAUUGUGAGUUAUUUUGCCACUUGUUCCUGUCUAAGUGAUCGACAGCGGUUUCCAUCUUUCUUUAGAACCAUCCCGAGUGAUGCUUUCCAGGUUCGUGCUAUAAUUCAGAUUCUAAAGCACUUUGACUGGACGUGGGUAGGGCUGCUGAUCUCAGAUGAUGAUUAUGGAUUCCAUGCUGCCCAGUCCUUCCAGUCUGACCUGACUCAGUCUGGUGCAGGUUGUCUGGCCUACCUGCAGGUUUUGCCCUGGGAUGGUGACCCAAAUGAACUCAGGAAGAUUGUGCAUUUGAUAAAGACAUCAACAGCUCAUGUGGUCAUGGCAUUUGUACAUGAGGGCCAAAUGAUACCCCUAAUGGAAGAGGUGGUGCAACAGAAUGUAACAGGCCUGCAGUGGAUUGCCAGUGAAGCCUGGAUUGCAGCUGCUGUGCUCCAAACUCCUCGUCUGAUGCCGUACCUCGGCGGCACACUGGGCAUCGCCAUCCGUCGAGGAGAAAUGCCAGGACUCAGGGAGUUCCUGUUACAAAUACGUCCUGAUCACAGUAACAACUAUGAAAAUAACAUGGUGAGACAGUAUUGGGAGUUCAUAUUUCAGUGCAGAUUCCCUCCACCUCCAGCAGGUUGGGUGGAAGCUGGAGGAGCACUUUGCACUGGAGAAGAAGAUAUUGAAACUGUGGAGACAGAGUUCUUGGAUCUUUCCAACCUCAGGGCUGAGUACAAUGUGUACAAGGCUGUGUAUGCUCUGGCAUACGCCCUUGAUGACAUGCUGCAGUGCACACCAGGGAGAGGGCCUUUCAGUGGAAACAGCUGUACCACUUUACAAACAAUGGAGCCCUGGCAGCUCGUACAUUAUUUGCAAACGGUCAACUUCACCACAUCAUUCGGUGAUCAAGUCUCAUUUGAUGAGAAUGGUGAUGCCCUGCCAAUAUAUGACAUCAUGAACUGGUUGUGGCUCCCUGAUGGACGAACUAAAGUUCAGAAUGUAGGUGAGGUCAAGAGGUCAGCCUCCAAAGGAGAAGAACUCACACUUUUUGAAGACAAAAUCUUCUGGAGCUUUGGAGAGCCACCCCGAUCAGUGUGCAGUGAGAGUUGUCCUCCAGGUACCCGUAUGGCCAGAAAGAAGGGAGAACCUGAAUGCUGCUUUGACUGCAUCCCUUGUUCUGAGGGAAAGAUCAGCAAUAAGACCAACUCCGUGGAAUGCACCAGUUGUCCAGAGGAUUUUGCAUCCAGUCCCCAGCGUGACCACUGUGUUCCUAAGAAAAUAGAGUUCCUCUCCUACCAUGAGCCUCUGGGUAUCUGCCUGACAAGUACCUCAUUAUUGGGCACAUUGAUCUGUGCUGUUGUCCUGGGUAUUUUCAUCCAUCAUCGCAGCACACCUGUGGUACGCGCCAACAACUCAGAACUGAGCUUUCUGAUUUUGAUGUCACUUAAACUAUGCUUCCUGUGUUCACUGCUGUUCAUUGGACGACCCAGACUGUGGACAUGUCAACUGAGACAUGCAGCGUUUGGGAUCAGCUUUGUGCUUUGUGUGUCGUGCAUCCUGGUGAAAACCAUGGUGGUUCUGGCUGUUUUCAAGGCCUCCAAGCCAGGAGGUGGAGCCAGUCUCAAGUGGUUUGGUGCUGUGCAGCAGAGAGGAACAGUUUUGCUUCUUACCUGCAUUCAGGCAGCCAUCUGUGUUGUGUGGAUUGUCUCGGCAUCGCCACUGCCUCACAAAAACACUCAGUAUCAUAGUGACAAGAUAGUUUAUGAGUGUGUAGUUGGUUCCACUGUGGGUUUUGCUGUGUUAUUGGGUUAUAUUGGAUUACUGGCCAUCCUCAGCUUCCUGUUAGCAUUUCUGGCCAGGAAUCUUCCAGACAACUUCAAUGAGGCCAAACUCAUCACUUUCAGCAUGCUGAUCUUCUGUGCUGUGUGGGUGGCCUUUGUUCCUGCUUAUGUCAACUCCCCAGGUAAAUAUGCAGAUGCAGUGGAAGUUUUUGCCAUCCUGGCAUCCAGUUUUGGCCUCCUGGUGGCACUGUUUGGACCCAAAUGUUACAUAAUCCUGCUGAGACCAGAGAGGAACACAAAGAAAGCAAUCAUGGGUCGAGCCACCUCUAAAUCAUAAAGUAGCAGUAACAGUUAAAUGGUCAACGUUGUUUGAAUUAUUUCAGUUGAGAUCUGUCCAUUAAUCAAUGUACAAUAAUAAGAAAAGUUCUUUUCAAGAUUAAAAAUGUCUGUCCACAAGGAAUGCAUCUGGCAGUCAGUAAAUGCAAUAAAGAAAUGUUUGUAUGAAAGGG